GGCCAAAGUUAUUCAAUUCAUUACCCAAAAAAAAAAAAAGGAAAGCCGCUUACUCCAAUAAGAAGCAGCAACUCACAUAUACUUUUGGAUGGUCGGUUUUCUGCACUAAUUUUGAGCUUCAUUUCUCCAAGAAAACACCUUUUUCUUUUUCAUUCUUUGUCUGAUCAUUGCCACUGUUAAAAAAAGAGUCAGUUCCUCUCUGCUUCAUAUAUGGAUCUUGUUUGCUGAUUUGUUCUCUUUCUGCAUAUUCAAGAUUUGAGCUUUGAGUUGAUCUUUGCAGGUGACAGAUAAUAUUUCUUGGUGAAGUUCUUUCUUGAUUGUAAUUUCUUGGGUAUUUCGUAGAAGUUAAAAAGUUGCAGUCUUUACCUGUUUAGGAUUAAGCUUGAGCUAGUUUCUUGGUUUUUGAAUUUAUAUGGGAGACUGUGAAUCUUCAGUCCCCUUAAUGGAAGAAGAAGAAGAAAACCUAAUAGCUGCUGCACAGAAAAUUGUGAAAGCGUUGGGGUCAAAUAGGACUUUAACGGAUGAUGCUAGGAAAAUUUUAGCUGAUCUAGGUUCCCAAUUGUCUUCUAUAACUAGAGUGAGUGAACCCGAAGAUGAGGGAGCUGGUGAAACUGAGGAGCAGCUUAUUGAGCUGGAGGAGGAGCUGAAUUUAGUGCAGAGUAAGGUCAUGAACUGGGAGGUGGGUAAGUCAAUGAUAUGGGAUUGUGGCCAGGAAGAAGCUUAUGAGUAUUUGAGGUAUGUGGAUCAAGGUCGAAAAUUGAUUGAGAGAUUGGAGAGUUUGAACUUGGUUAAAGGUAGUAAAGAAGAUGAGCUUCUGCGUAGGGCUACUGAUCUUCUGCAAACAGCAAUGAAUCGUCUUGAGGAGGAGUUUACGCAUUUGCUUGUUCACAACAGGCAGCCUUUUGAGCCGGAGCAUAUGUCUUUUCGCUCCAGUGAAGAUGAUACGUUGGAUGAUGGCUCGAUUGUGUCGUUUGGGGAUGACUCGAUUGAGGAUGUGGUUCAAAGAGAUAGCAUGAGUAGGAGUUCAGGGGAGUACAUCAUUGAACUGGUGCAUCCAGAUGUUAUUCCUGACCUAAGAUGCAUUGCCAAUUUGAUGUUUGAUUCAAAUUAUGGCCGGGAAUGUUCUCAAGCAUUUAUCAAUGUCAGAAAAGAUGGCUUGGAUGAUUGCCUCUUCAUUCUUGAAGUAGAGAAGUUGAGCAUCGAGGAUGUAUUGAAGAUGGAAUGGAACUCGUUGAACUCCAAAAUCAGGAGGUGGAUACGGGCUAUGAAGAUCUUUGUGCGCAUUUAUCUUGCCAGUGAAAAAUGGCUAAGUGAUCAGAUUUUUAGUGAGCUGGAAGCAGUUGGUUCAGUUUGCUUUGCUGAGGCCUCGAAAGCUUCAAUCUUGCAGCUUCUGAACUUUGGUGAAGCCAUAGCUAUUGGCCCUCAUCAACCGGAGAAAUUGAUUCGGAUUCUUGACAUGUAUGAGGUGCUUGCGGAUCUUAUCCCAGAUAUUGAUGCUAUGUACUCUGAUGAGGCGGGGUUAUGCGUUAGAAGAGAGUGCCAAGACAUUCUUAGAAGCUUGGGUGAUUGUGCAAAGGCAACCUUUCUGGAAUUUGAAAAUGCUGUUGCUUCCAGCAUAUCAGCCAACCCUUUUCCUGGUGGCGGAAUACACCAUCUCACGAGGUAUGUCAUGAACUACAUGAAAACUCUUAUUGAUUAUAGCAAGACACUUGAUGAGCUUCUGAAGGGCCAUGAGAAGGAAGAAUCAGUGCCCAUUUUACCAGACAUGACACCUGAUAGAGAAGAAGAAAACACAGACAGACGCAGUCACAUUUCUCCGCUGGCUCAACAUUUUCGAUCCUUCACUUCAAUCUUGGAGUGCAACCUUGAGGAUAAGGCCAGGUUAUACAAGGAUGAGUCACUAGGUCACCUUUUCUUAAUGAAUAAUAUUCAUUACAUGGCUGAGAAGGUGAAGAAUUCCAAUCUAAGAACACUACUAGGUGAUGGUUGGAUCCGAAAACAUAAUUGGAAAUUCCAACAUCAUGCAAUGAGCUAUGAGAGAGCUACUUGGAGCUCUAUCCUCUCUUUCCUCAGAGAUGAAGGGCUAUAUAAUCCAGGCUCGAAUUCUAUCUCGAGAACUCUUCUCAAGGAUAGACUAAACAACUUUUAUCUCUCAUUUGAGGAUGUCUACAAGAGCCAGACAGGAUGGUCUAUCCCAGAUAGUCAACUUCGUGAAGAUCUUCGAAUCUCAACAUCACUCAAGGUUAUCCAGGGAUACAGGACAUUUGUUGGAAGACACACCAACCAUAUAAGCGACAAGCACAUAAAGUAUACUGCGGACGAUUUGGAGAACUUCCUUUUGGAUCUGUUUGAGGGAUCUCCAAGAUCUUUACAUGGUUCCCACAGGAAGUGAGCUAAUCAGGGAUUUCUUCCACACAGGCUUAAUCCUCAAUCAUCAUACUAGUUUACAUUUAGAUAUAUCUAUUUUUGUAAUCUAAAUGAAUUCAUAACUUGUUGAAUGUAGAAAUUUGGUGUUAUGUGCAAAAAGGUCAAAUGCCAUGUACUUAUUAUUUGCUA
This is a messenger RNA of Solanum lycopersicum (tomato), 2556 nucleotides long. NCBI's taxonomy places the organism in Eukaryota, Viridiplantae, Streptophyta, Magnoliopsida, Solanales, Solanaceae. The record is from RefSeq and is a predicted model, not a curated record.